AUGCGGCGACUGGGUGUGCCGGGUUGCGCCACACGCUGGAUCAGGGCCCUACUCAGCGACCGGCGCGCUAGAGUGAGAUGGGGCACGUCAGCCUCCCGGUGGCGGGUCUUCCAGGAGGGCCUGCCGCAGGGCAGCGUGCUCGCCCCUCUCCUCUGGCUCAUCUACUGCAACGACAUCGACGACCAACUCCGGGCCGGAGACUCGAGCCCAACGGUCUCCCUCUUCGCGGAUGAUGUGGCCCUUCUCGCGACGGGCCGCUCUCUGCAGGAGUGUGCGGACAGGCUCCAACCGGCCCUGGACGAGGUCAGCCGCUGGGUGAAGACUUGGAAGGUCCAACCUAGUCCAUCCAAGUGCGUGAUGACCACCUUCACGCUGGACCCCAAGGAGUGCGGCGGCAAGGUCAAGCCCCAGCUCAGCUUCUGCGACCAUCCGCUAGGCUACGAGGAGACGCCCACCUUCCUCGGCCUGAAGUUGGACUGCCAGCUGACCUUCGCCGCCCACAUCGCCGCCCUCAGAGAGAAGAUGGCAAAGCGCCGUGCUUGCCUGUCAGCGAUUGCCGGAAGGAGCUGCGGAAGCCACCGUAGCACACUCCGCAUCGCCUACAAGAGCUACGUGCGCUCCCUCUUCGACUACGGGGCGGCCAUCUACUUCACCCAUGCGGCACCGGCUGUCCGCGAGCGCCUGGAGGUAGAGCAGCGGAAAUGUGCGCGCCUGAUUACCGGCUGCAUCAAGCUCACGGAUAAGGAGACCCUGGUGGCGGAGGCAGGCCUCCCUCCGCUAUCACUCCGUGCCAAGGAGCUAGCAGCCGGCGAGUACGCGCGCAUAGUCCGUCUACCUCCGGGAGACCCCGCUCGCAACCUACUGGACAAGACACCACCACCGAGACUCCGCUACCGGGCCCACGAGGCAUGGAGGCGCGCGGUGACGUCUGCCGAAGAGGCGGGUCUGCCACCGCCGCCACCGGCAGACGAAGACGCGACCCUCUCAUUCAAGCCAUGCUUCCGUCGGGUCGGUAGGUGGGUCUGCGACAGGGCGGGCUUGAGCGACCUCCCAGUGGAGCCCCUGGCACUUUACCAGGGCGCACCACCCUGGCACCACUGUGGAGACGCCGUCCGUUUCGUGCUGGACCUGCCGCAGCCCACAAGGAGGACAGACCUGCCGGAAAAGAGAAAGGAGGCGGCGUUAGCGGCGCUGGCCCUCGUCCCCGAUCCAGACUGUACCAUCUGGUCGGACGGAUCCGCCAAGGAAGGCACCAUCCAAGGCGGCGGUGGAGCGAUCCUGGAGCUUCACCGCGAGGGACGCACAAUAGAGUGCGUGGCACCGGCCGGUCGAGUGUGCAGCAGUAUGAGGGCGGAGCUGGUGGCAAUGACGGAGGCCCUGACGUGUCUCCAUGAGCUACCGGCCCCCUCUAAAGCACUCAUCAAGAGAGUGCUGCUCUGCACAGACUCCCGGUCGGGGCUCCAGCUACUUAGCCGCGGCCCGGACGACCAACAGUCGGCCAUCGGUCAGCGCGUCUGGGGCCUAAUAGACGCGCUGACAGCCGCAGGGAAGGAUAUCACCCUGCACUGGGUCCCGGGCCACGCCGACCUCGCCGGCAACGAGGCAGCCGACCGCCUCGCCAAUCAAGCCGCCGCCGACUGCGCUCAAGAGGAGGCCCCGAUCGACCUCUCCAGCGCGCGGACAGCCAUCCGUCGCUGGACAUCGGAGCUGGCCUCCGCAAGGGCGCAGCGGCACCCAUAUCGAGAACCUACUCCGAGCCACGAUGAGCUGGACAGGUGGGGCCAGGCCACCCUGUCCCAGCUUCGCACCGGCUACUGCCCACUGGUGCGAGCCACAGCUCAUCGCCUCGGCCUGGUCGAAGACCCGACCUGCCGAGCCUGCGGCGAGGAGGAGGAGGACGUGGAGCACCUCCUGGCCGGGUGCCCUGCACACGUGGCGGCGAGGGCCGGCUUCUGGGGGCACUGUCCGACCCUGGCGGAAGUGCUCUCGGGGCCGGCCCAACACAUCAUCAGUUAUCUGAAGAGAGUGGGGCGGGUGCAGGUCGCCACCGACCCGCCCCCGCCGGCCGCGCCUUAA
Molecule: messenger RNA, 2076 nt
Organism: Amphibalanus amphitrite
Lineage: Eukaryota; Metazoa; Arthropoda; Thecostraca; Balanomorpha; Balanidae
Exons: 1
Coding region: 1-2076 (691 amino acids)
Molecular function (GO): nucleic acid binding; RNA-DNA hybrid ribonuclease activity
Source: RefSeq, a predicted model, not a curated record